Molecule: messenger RNA, 2270 nt
Organism: Pantherophis guttatus
Lineage: Eukaryota; Metazoa; Chordata; Lepidosauria; Squamata; Colubridae
Gene: GIPR
Product: gastric inhibitory polypeptide receptor
Biological process (GO): adenylate cyclase-modulating G protein-coupled receptor signaling pathway; cell surface receptor signaling pathway
Cellular component (GO): plasma membrane
Molecular function (GO): peptide hormone binding; gastric inhibitory peptide receptor activity; G protein-coupled peptide receptor activity
Source: RefSeq, a predicted model, not a curated record
AUGGGGGCUUAUUGAUCUGUAGCCCCCAUCCCCCGGUAUGCAGACAACUCCGGAGCGGUUCUUGUUGUUGAUUCAGAUCUACUGGACAAUAGAGGCUCACCCCACGGGGUCUUCGGUCCAGGAGAUGUUGGAAGCCUGGCAAGGAUACCAAGAGGCCUGCAUUCGAAAGAUGACCGAAGACCCUCAACCAACAGGCCUGGUGUGCAACCGUACGUUUGAUAUGUACGCCUGUUGGGACGAUGCCCUCCCUAAUACAUCGGCUCGGGUUCCUUGCCCCUGGUACCUCCCUUGGCACCAGCAAGUGCAAGAUGGAUUUGUCUUCCAGAAAUGUGGCACAGAUGGGCAGUGGGUGGUUGAUGCCUCCGGACUGCCGUGGCGGGAUCAUUCCCAGUGCGUGGGCCCCAACAACGAUCUCCCUUUCCAGAGGCAUUUGUGGAUCCUGGAACAAUUCCGCCGGAUGUACACCGUGGGAUAUUCCGUCUCGCUCGUGUCGCUCCUCGUGGCUUUGACGCUGCUGGCAGCAUUCAGGAAGCUUCGAUGCAUGCGCAAUUACCUCCACAUGAACCUGUUCCUGUCCUACGUGCUGCGGGCAGCCGCCAUCCUUCUCCGAGAUGCUCUCCUCUGGCUCCACUUCCCCCGGGACCUCCAGGUGGAUCUCUCGGACCUUCCAAGCAGGGAACAGGCUGUAACUGGCUGUCGGCUGGCACAAAUCCUAACCCAGUAUUGUGUCUGCGCAAACUACUUUUGGCUACUGGUAGAAGGCAUCUACCUGCACAACCUUCUAGGACCCAUGGCCUUCUUGGAAGAAAGUUACUUCCCUGCCUAUCUAUUCCUCGGAUGGGGGGCACCCCUCUUCUUCGUCAUCCCGUGGGGGAUCAUGAGAUACCUCUACGAAAACAACGAGUGCUGGGAGAGAAAUGACAAUUUGGGUUACUGGUGGAUCAUCCGUUGCCCAAUCUUGGUAUCGAUUUUGGUUAACUUUGUGAUUUUCAUCCGGGUUCUUAAGGUCCUGAACUCCAAGCUUCGGGCCCAGCAAAUGCAUUACACGGAUUAUAAAUAUAGGUUGGCCAAGUCGACUCUAACCCUCAUCCCUCUGCUGGGCACCCACGGGGUGGCCUUCGCCCUGGUGACGGAGGAGCAGGCGCUGGGCACCCUGCGCUACAUCAAAUUCUUCUUUGAGCUCUUCUUCAACUCCUUCCAGGGUUUGUUGGUGAGCACGCUUUACUGCUUUGUCAAUAAAGAGGUCCAGUCUGAGAUCCAGAGAAAGUGGCAGAUGUGCCAGUUGGACAUCAGCCUGCUUAAGAGAAAGGGACGCUGUUUCAGUCUCUGCCAUUCUUGGUGCAACCAAAAACCCCCAACCAGGAAGCCCAGCUGCGCUCAGAUUUACAUCCAAGUAGGACCCAAAGUUGCUCCAAGUGACUUGGACAAUGGGACGGGCGCCCCGUUCCAGCAGGUGCCCGCAAACUACAACUCCCACUGGUACAUCCCCAUCAGGAUGAAAGCGGAGAAUGAAUUAGCACAGCGACCGCAUCUUCAAGACCAGGGCUGAGAUCAGCUCCCUUCCAGAUGUGGGGAAAAGCUGCCAGCCAUACCAUAGAUGAAGGGAUCUUAAGACAGACAGGAAGCCGAUGCAACUGUCACCAUCUGGAGGAACAACGAACAAAAUUGUCCCUUGCCUGCAGACAGAAAAAAGUCACCUCCGGGCGACUCCCAUGAAAACUUUGGAAACUACGAGAGGGUGGAUUUUGCUUUGCCUUUUUGGUGGGUUACUAAGGAAGCAGGCAAGAUUUACACGGAGCUGAUGUGACACACACAAUCUGGAACAAUUCACGUGUCAGAACUUUUGCGAUCUUGAGAUCUCACGAUGACUUCAUGCAGAGUCCAUAUUUUUUUGGGCAACAGCAUAGAAAUGAUUUUCCACUGCGCUGUUGUGAGAUUUCAUUGUCCCUCUGGACUGAAAUCGUAAUCCAGGAUGGGGCAGAUCUGAAUUACAGAGGAUCUUGGAUCUGCUAAUGUCAAAAUCCUUCUGGAUUAAAACUGCUGAGAUCAAGAGGAGUUACGGGAAUUAUUUUGUUGACCUCCACUUGUGCAGAUUUAUUCUGUGGUGCCCCCUCCCCCUUGGGCUGAUGCAAUCUACUAAAAUAAGAUAUAAUGCAACCUUCGGAUUUCUGGAUACUGGAAUAUAUUGACGGAAUCCUUGAAUUAAUUAUAAAACCAAUGGACAAUUUUUCAUUGGGAUUUCCAGUCUCCACGAAGAGAUAAGAAGUUAA